Fonticula alba is the source of this 399-nucleotide messenger RNA. RefSeq names its product beta-1,4-N-acetylglucosaminyltransferase. Gene Ontology annotation, biological process: dolichol-linked oligosaccharide biosynthetic process. Bases 1 to 399 code for a protein of 132 amino acids. The record is from RefSeq and is a predicted model, not a curated record. Lineage: Eukaryota; Rotosphaerida; Fonticulaceae. Gene Ontology annotation, cellular component: UDP-N-acetylglucosamine transferase complex. The transcript has 3 exons.
AUGACCGGCUUCUGCUGUCGAACCAAGGCCUCUUUCCACACGAUCCCGCGCAGCCGCAACGUCGGCCAGUCGUACAUUUCCUCGAUCUUCACCACCCUCAAUGCUCUGCUCUUCAGCAUUUUCCUCAUUUGGAGCGAGCAGCCCGACAUGCUUGUUUGCAAUGGUCCUGGCACCUGCCUGCCGCUGGUUUUCGUGGCCAAGCUCCUGCGCAUCCUGCACCUGGGCCACUGCCGGGUGGUCUUCGUCGAGAGCGUGGCUCGCGUCAACACCCUCUCCCUGACCGGGCGCAUCUUCUCCACCCUGCGCCUGGCUGACCGCUUUGUUGUUCAUUGGGCCCAGCUGGCUGGUCCGAACAGCAACAUCCACCCGAAGCCGGAGUACUUCGGUCUGCUGGUCUAG